GGCUUUUCCUGUGCUGGAAUGGGCUCAUGGACAUUGAAUCACCUUGACUAUCCGCCAGCUCCACACGAAGGUGGUUGAUGAAGCGGUGACAGUGUCUCUGUACCUUGCAAGCUCUUGACUGACGCGCUUACAGAAGCGCAAAGCCAAAGUCUACAGAGAGACUACUACUGCUGCUUCUUUCCAGGACGAUGAUAUCAUCCACGAGCACGACGUUGCCCAUGGACCGUCAUCUGCUCGCGUCGAUAAUGAGAACACCCGCUGCGAGACACACGCUUCCGUCCUCUUUGAAGACAAUGGUAUUGACAAGGCUGCAUCGAGAGUUUUGCAGCUAACUUCGUCUCAGCACAAUGUGAGCCAAUUAUGCGGAGGAAACAUUGGCUAACAAGAUGUAGCGUCAAGCAAACAAGAAUUCUCAUGUUUCCAAGGCAAGUCUGUUCCAUCUUUGGUGAUAUAAGACUGACCAGUGGCCAGAAGUCAAGCAAAGAUCGAUUUGCCUCCUCAUCUCGCACGUCUGGAAGAAAAUCAAAACUAUCACGUAGAGCACAGGAUGCUGAGCAAGGCAGCGCUACUAUGACCGAGGCCAAGACUGCAGCAUCACAAGCAAAAAGGCGCGCAAGUCUACAAAGAAGGCCAAGAAAGCGGCAGCACGUCUGUAGUGUGUCGUAGAUGGUCUAGUUGCUACCCCCACUGUCGCUACAGCAUCUAUUGAGCUCACCCGUUGGCAGGUGGUAUCCUCUGGU
Messenger RNA from Protomyces lactucae-debilis, 740 nucleotides. RefSeq lists its product as uncharacterized. The transcript is spliced from 3 exons. NCBI's taxonomy places the organism in Eukaryota, Fungi, Ascomycota, Taphrinomycetes, Taphrinales, Protomycetaceae. The annotation marks the transcript as partial. The record is from RefSeq and is a predicted model, not a curated record.